Molecule: messenger RNA, 921 nt
Organism: Sphenostylis stenocarpa
Lineage: Eukaryota; Viridiplantae; Streptophyta; Magnoliopsida; Fabales; Fabaceae
Source: the annotation of a GenBank genome assembly
AUGGCGUCGAUUUGCGAGACCGAUAUCCCGCUGCAACUGAAGAAGAUCGACGCUUUCGUCGCUUCCUACAGAGACUCCCUCCAAACACUCACAGCCACCGCAAUCGAAACCGCGCGAUUUCAAUCUGAGCUGACAGAGGUUAAAGCUAAACUGAGGGAGGCUGAGGAUGAAUUGGUAAAGGCACUGGCAGUUAAGACUCGGAGAGAGGCAAAGCGAAUGGCUCUGAAAGAUGCUAUUGCUUCUGUGAAGGAAAGAGUUGAGGUUAUGAAGACAAGGAUUCAGAAGCAGAGAACCAAGAACGAAAAAUGUGCCACUGUUGUGUCGCAACACUGUCUUGUUUUGGCAGCAUCUGAGCAGAAAUCAAAAGGAAGCAGUGAACUUAAAGAUGAGAUCCAGGAGGCCAUAUCUUGGUACAAUAGGAUCCUUGGUUUUCAUGUUGAAGGUGGACGUGGGGUAAAAUUCACUUUCAAGAAUAUUAAUGUGAACAACCCAAAUGAGGAGUUCUAUUUUACCAUCCGACAUGAAGAUGAAAUGUAUACAUUGCUAUAUUGUGAACCAUCUCUCAAAGAUAUCAACGAGUUAAUCCAUGAAUUAAACAAGACAAAUGGGCUAUUUAAAUUUGUCAGAACGAUGAGGAAAAUGUUCCAAGAAGCAGUGACACAAGGCAGUCUAUCUAUGACAACGAAUGAACACCAAGAAUCCGCCUUUAUAUCUGCAUCUGCUCCAAUUUUGUCAAUAUCAACCAUUACAGAAGAAAAUGAGCAUCAAGGUGAACCCACCAUAGGUAAUACACAUCUCCAGAAACAAGUCAAUCGAAGAAGGGUAAAAUCAGCAAUUCUAUCUCCUGGAUCUGCAUCAUCUGUUCGCCAAUCUCCUCGUUUGAGGGUAAGAAUCAAAUUGGCCUUUUAUUUGUUGAAUUAA